Molecule: messenger RNA, 2598 nt
Organism: Ilyonectria robusta
Lineage: Eukaryota; Fungi; Ascomycota; Sordariomycetes; Hypocreales; Nectriaceae
Product: glycoside hydrolase superfamily
Exons: 3
Coding region: 1-2598 (865 amino acids)
Biological process (GO): glucan catabolic process
Molecular function (GO): beta-glucosidase activity
Source: RefSeq, a predicted model, not a curated record
AUGGCAUCCACUGAUAUUGAAACGCUGCUCGGGCAGCUCUCUCUAGAGGAGAAGGUCUUCUUGCUCUCAGGAUCUGACAUCUGGCAAACUCAAGAAAUCUCACGGCUUGGCAUAGGGUCGAUCAAGACAACAGAUGGGCCCUCUGGUGCUCGCGGAAAGUUCGCCGUUGACGGACCAUCUGCAGCCUUCGUUCCAGGUCCUGUUUGCCAAGCAGCAACAUGGAGCAAAACUCAAAUGCGAGAUUUGGGUCGUUUGCUGUGUCGUGAAGCCAAGACUAAAGCAGCGCACAUCUUGCUCGCCCCAACAAUAUGCUGUGCCCGCAACCCUCUAGGCGGACGCAACUUCGAGUGCUUCGGGGAGGACCCUUUCCUCAGUGGAGCAUUAGCUAUCGAGUAUAUCAGUGGCGUUCAAGAGACGGGUGAGAUUUCAGCGACGGCAAAGCACUUUAUCGCCAAUGAGCAAGAAUAUGAGAGAUUCAGCAUUGAUGCAAAGAUUUCUGAGCAAGCACUCCGAGAAAUCUACCUCAAACCCUUCGAGAUGAUCAUCAGGUCACAAUCGCCUCCGGAUUGCAUCAUGACCUCAUAUAACGUUGUCAAUGGCGAACAUAUGGAUCAGAAUGCCCCCAUAAUCAAGGAUAUUCUUCGAGGGGAAUGGGGAUUUAAAGGCCUCGUCAUGAGUGAUUGGGGCGGUACCAACUCGACCCUGGAGAGUCUCAUUGCUGGCCUUGACUUGGAAAUGCCCGGGCCUCCAGAGAAGCGUGGGAAAAUCCUCCUCAAGGCAAUCCAGGACAACCCGACGACAGAGACCUUACAGGCUCUAGACACCUCCGUUACCCGCAUCCUAUCACUCGCUCGCAAAUUCGACCUUCUGGGACUUUCUCCGGAGCUUGCCAAGAAGUCGCGAGACCGCACAGAAAUUUCUUCUACAACCAAAGAAGACACCAAGCUAAUGCGCGAGAUGGCGGCAAGUGGUAUUGUCCUACUCAAGAACUCGACUCAAACACUACCCUUGAAGCUGGAGACUCUUGCUGGGAAACAGGUAGCAUUCAUCGGGCCCAAUGCUCUUUUAGGCACCCCUGGUGGUGGCGGCUCAGCGAGCAUGAACCCGCAAUAUCUGAGCCGGCCCAUGGAAUCAUUCAAGGCAGUGGCUAAAACGCAUGGCAUCGACUUGUCUGUUAAAUAUGCGCCUGGAGCAUACGCAUUGAAGUGGCUACCUCUCUUCGAGAAAGCCCAGUGGACCUCAGAUCCAUCAGCGGAUGCCCAAGAAAAGUCAAUGGUCCAGAUUGACUUCUUUGCAUCGACAGAUCUAUCUGGUCCUAUUGUAGAGACACAAUUCCGCGACAGCUCGAACAUCGAUCUGUCGGACAGUGCUCCGCUGGAGUUCCAGAUUGACCCUAUCCCACCUUAUUCCUUCAGAGCUUCCUCAACAGUCCUCUCUUCAGUUUCAGGAACGCAUUCCUUCAGUUUAAGCAGUGUCGGAGGAUCCAAGCUAUUCGUCGAUGGAGAACUCGUUGUCGAUAACGCCAAUUGGGAGAAUCGAGGAGAGACAUUCUACUCAUUCGGAAGCGCCGAGUGCAUCAAUGCCAAGUUUAUGGAAGCCGGAAAGCACUACAAGGUGUCGAUUGAGGGCUGGGUGAACACCCACUCAACAGCUGAGAGGGCUUCCUCAGACGAUGUUAAUCAUGUCUUCUCCUCCAAUCCAUCAGUUCGCAUCGGUUUCUCUCCGCCAAUCCCGGAUUCACAGACUAUGAUAACCGAGGCCGUCACUCUCUCGAAUGAGAGUGAGGUGACAGUUGUGGUCCUAGGCCUAAGCGAUGAAUGGGAAAGCGAAGGCUAUGACAGGCAGUCAAUGGCGCUACCAGGAGACCAAGAUCUACUUAUCGAAGCCCUCCUUCAACGUACAAAUCGGCCAGAGAAAUUACUAUUCGUCAAUCAAUCAGGAUCUCCCGUUGAGCUUCCGUGGAUUGAUGGAGUGUCGACAUUUGUGCAGGCUUGGUACGGAGGACAGGAAGCUGGAAAUGCCUUGGCGGAUGUGCUUUUUGGGACUGUGAAUCCAUCUGGCCGAUUGCCUAUUACGUGGCCGCGGCGUUACGCCGAUCUUCCUUUCUCUUCCGACCCGCAGUCUUGGCCAGGAAUUGACGGAACUGUGCUCUACAAGGAGGGUUCCCAAGUCGGGUAUCGAUGGUACAGCCACCAAACUGACAUACAACCACAGUGGUGGUUUGGCUAUGGGCUGAGUUACACCCAUUUCACUUCCAUUAUAUCUGCAGGAAGUUCCAACGAUGAGGACUGGACUGUCUCUGUCACCGUGGAGAACUCUGGAAAUGUGGCUGGCCAAGAAGUUGUGCAGCUAUAUAUUUGCCACAAGGACCGGCCAGAAGAAAGGGCGUUGGUGGGUUUUGAGAAAACAGCAACCAUUGAGCCGUCUAAAACAUCGACGAUGAAUAUGGUGAUCCAAAAGCGCGACGUUGCCCGUUGGAUUGAUAACAAGUGGUUGUUGUGCGAAGGCGACUAUAUUUUGGGAGUAGGCACAGGCGCGGGAGAUGAGAUGGAAAUAAACGUCCAGCUGUCUCAGGAUGAAACCAAGACUUGGUCAUAG